AUGCGCUUGCUGGAUUUUUAUUCCGUCGUGCUCCCCUUGGGGCUUGCACUGACUAGUGCUGCCAAUGCGGUUGUGGUCAAAAGUGGCCAAAAUACCUGCAUCGUCAAGGCCAAUGGCCAUCAAAAAGACGAUGUCCCCAAUAUCCUCAAAGCAUUCAAAGAAUGUGGUCACGGCGGCACAGUCAUCUUCCCAGAAGACCAAUCCUACUGGAUCGCAACUCGUCUCAAUCCCGUUAUCAACGACGUGGUAAUUGAAUGGCGGGGAAAAUGGACUUUCUCCGAUGACCUGGAUUACUGGCGUAACAACUCUUACCCAAUUGCUUUCCAGAACCACCAUGCUGGGUUCGUCAUCACGGGACACAACAUCAAGAUUGAUGGGUAUGGCACCGGUGGGAUUGAUGGGAAUGGUAACGUGUGGUAUACUGCUGAACAGGGAACUACACUACCUGGACGGCCAAUGCCUUUUGUGUUCUGGAAUGUGUCCGAUGUCAGCGUGGACAAUUUCUACGUCAAGGAUCCCCAGCUGUGGAGCUUGAAUAUCAUGAAUGGUACCAACAUGCGCUUCAACAAUAUUUACUGCAAUGCCACUGCAGUUAACGCGCCCUACGGCAAGAACUGGGUGCAGAAUACGGAUGGAUUUGAUACCAUGGACGUAAACAACGUCGAAUUAACCAACUUCGUCUACCAAGGCGGCGAUGACUGCAUCGCCAUCAAGCCACGCUCCUACAACGUCAACAUCCACAAUGUGACCUGUCGCGGCGGCAACGGAAUAGCCAUCGGCAGUCUAGGCCAAUACCUCGAAGACUCCAGCGUGUCCAACAUCAAAAUCGACACUGUCAAAAUCAUCCGGUACAACGAGGAUAUGCACAACAGCGCUUACAUCAAAACCUGGGUCGGCGCACUAGUCCCACAAAGCUCCUACGAAAGCGCCGGUCAGCCCCGCGGCGCAGGCUGGGGCAGUGUAACCAACGUGUUAUUCUCGAACUUCGACAUUCAAGGCGCGAACUCGGGACCUGCAAUUACGCAGGAUAAUGGGAAUAAUGGCUCGUUGUCCGGAACGAGUCUGAUGAGUAUUUCGAAUGUGGCGUUUGUGAAUUUUACGGGGACGAUUGAUACGAGUAAGAGUACGACUGCGUCGGUGUCGUGUUCGAAAGCCCAUCCGUGUUAUAAUAUUGAUUUUGAUAAUGUGGUAUUGUAUCCGGUUAAUUCGACGACGGCUGGGACGGGCACGUGCAAGUAUACGGCGGAUGGGGGGGUUCAUGGGUUGAGUGGCUGUUGA
This is a messenger RNA of Penicillium subrubescens, 1278 nucleotides long. Its product is annotated as putative extracellular exo-polygalacturonase. Bases 1 to 1278 code for a protein of 425 amino acids. The transcript has 3 exons. Gene Ontology annotation, biological process: carbohydrate metabolic process. Gene Ontology annotation, molecular function: polygalacturonase activity. The record is from RefSeq and is a predicted model, not a curated record. Lineage: Eukaryota; Fungi; Ascomycota; Eurotiomycetes; Eurotiales; Aspergillaceae.